Molecule: messenger RNA, 1595 nt
Organism: Nasonia vitripennis (jewel wasp)
Lineage: Eukaryota; Metazoa; Arthropoda; Insecta; Hymenoptera; Pteromalidae
Gene: Atg8a
Product: gamma-aminobutyric acid receptor-associated protein
Exons: 3
Coding region: 514-867 (117 amino acids)
Biological process (GO): autophagy of mitochondrion; cellular response to nitrogen starvation; macroautophagy
Cellular component (GO): autophagosome; cytosol; autophagosome membrane
Molecular function (GO): ubiquitin protein ligase binding; GABA receptor binding
Source: RefSeq, a predicted model, not a curated record
CAGUCGCUCGGGAAUAUCCGUCUCACACCUAUCUCUCCCAGUCGCGCGAAAAUAACAAAAACAAAAUAAAAGUCCGACCGAAGCACGCGUUUCUCGCCUUAUCUAUAUCUCUCACUCCAUCCUCUUCUCUCGACAGGGAAACGAACCUAUAGUCCGCAUGACGAUGUUCUCGUUCGGCGGCGCAUGUUGUGACAGUUGCGCAGCUGCUUCGCUCGUCGGACAAAGACAGCACUAGCGCCGAGUUUCAGUCCGGGGAGUGGGAGAGAGAGAAAGAAAGCUCGAGAGACGGGCCAAUCGUCAGUACUUACGCGAACGUGCCAGCAGUGGCAUCACGCGUCGCUUCGCCAAGUGUUUUCUCCUCUCUCUCUCUCUCUCGUCCUCAGAGCCCAUUGUUCGUGUGUAGAUCGUAAUACGCAUAAGACUCUCGUGCUCUCGAUACAACUAGAUUAAAAGGUACACAAAAGCGAGAGAAGAGUAAAGAAGAGACACCCGAGCGCGCUCAUAUCCAGCGCCAUGAAGUUCCAGUACAAGGAGGAACAUCCCUUCGAGAAGAGGAAGACCGAGGGCGAGAAGAUUCGCAGAAAGUAUCCGGACCGAGUGCCCGUGAUCGUCGAGAAGGCCCCCAAAGCGAAAAUCAGCGACUUAGAUAAGCAAAAGUACCUGGUACCAUCCGACUUGACGGUCGGUCAAUUCUACUUCUUGAUCCGUAAGCGGAUCCAUCUACGCCCGGAGGACGCGCUAUUCUUCUUCGUCAACAACAUUAUCCCGCCAACCAGCGCGACAAUGGGUUCCCUCUAUCAGGAGCAUCACGAAGAAGACUUUUUCCUGUACAUCGCAUAUAGCGACGAAAACGUGUAUGGGCAUUAAUAUUCCAAGAAAUAAAAAUCUCGCGAUAAAAAAAAGAUUGACAGCAACUAAUACUAAUGAAGGUCUACUAUCUACACUGUAGUCUUUAUAGACGCUUGAGAUGGAAUUAAAGAAAAAAAAACUGCUAUCGGUUAAAAGCGUUGGAAAUUUCAACAUUAUGUAUUAAUUUCGCUUGUUUUCCAAGAUAAGCGUUUUAGAGUUAUCUUUUGUAAUUGACGUGUGUACUCUUGAAUUUCUUUUUUUGAGUUGCGUCGCUUUUUCGAAUUACGAAAAUGAAAAAAAUUAAGUGUGUGCAGUGAAAAAUAAGACAAAAGAAGCCGGGUAAAUACGUUGCAAUUGUUUUGCGAUGAUUGGUCGGCAUUGUAAAAAAUUGGUAAAAGUGUCAAAAUAGAAAAAAAGAACAUUAUAAUACAACUAUUGAUUUUAAUAAUUAGCGUAUACGCUGUCAUUAUUAUUUACUAAAUAGCAUUGAGUUUUUGCGUUACUGUAUUCGAAUAAUUGUAAUUUUUACUAUUUACCAUUAUUCACUAAUGACAAAAAAAGACUACCGACAGAUUUAUCCUUGUGAUAUUGUUUCUUUAUUUUAGACUAGAUGUUACUCUAUUCACGAAUUUUAAAAGUAUAAAUCCGCGGUUUUAGAACGGGAAGGAAACAUUUACAGACGACACAAUUAGAAAAUUAAUGUAACGGCUGGUUGUGGGCCAAUAAAAAAAGAUAAAAAAACCGAA